Molecule: messenger RNA, 2649 nt
Organism: Symbiodinium pilosum
Lineage: Eukaryota; Dinophyceae; Suessiales; Symbiodiniaceae
Source: the annotation of a GenBank genome assembly
AUGUCGCAGGCGAGCGAGGAUUCCAGCGGAUCCGAGGAACCAUGCAUUGAGCUGCACGAAGAGCCCGCGGAGGAUCCAAGACGACUUGCACAAAGGCCGCCUGCACGCAGCGAAACACAGCUACGACGAAGGCUUGCCCACUGGAGAGCAACAAAUCAGGUGCUCGCUUUCUGGCACACUUACCUACUGUUAAUUGUCGCUUGCGCAUUCGCAUGCGCUGUUCUUGUGGUCAUCCUCUUCUGGCAUGUGGAUUGGUACAGGAGGUACAGAGGAUGCACAGACGUCAUGGCCUUCCAACUUCAUUUCCUCGCCACAUUUGUCAAGAGCUGGCUCCUUGUGAACCUGGCGAGUGAGCUGCUGCGAUUCUGUUACCUUUUGGCCCUGGAUAGCUGGCGCGAAGACGUUUUUGAGGCUUACCGAAGAGCACUCUCCUUCGCCUCCUUUGCCGAAAUUGAAGCCGGAACUCUCUACGUUUGCGGCUGGCCCCAGCCGAUUGGUAAGAUGCGAAAGUACGCAGAUGCGGCGUUCCAAGUGAUCAUCUUUGCAACCAUGGACAUCCUGCCAGGUGUUACCCUGGCUUUGGACUUCGCAACUUGGAGGAUCCACUAUUGUUUGGCCAGCACUGUUCUGGUCCUGGCCUGCGUGCACGUUUGGCUUUUCCUCAUGGCUUGGAUGGUCGGUAGCACUGCGCUGAAGAUUACAGCCUUUCGCGCUGCCUGGAACAACAGAGUUGUCCGUGUGUCUCGCCUCGGAACUGCAACGCGAGUCUUAGCCGUUGGCCGCCUGACGCGAGAGAAUACACCUGCAUCUACAAUUCCAGGCGGUUGGCAGCUGGAAAGCACGGUCGUGGCGGAAGACAUUCCCAGCGAAUCCAGCAGCGAUGAAGAAAGUCACGACGAGGACAGCUGCGGCCGCAUCGCCCCAGCGCAGCCGGGCAACGCUGGCCACGUUCUUGUCAACGAGAAUCUAGUCAGGAGAGCAGAUAGGCUCGCCGCAGUAGGUGGCGACAAGCCGUUAGACGUUUGUGUGCCCGUAUGCGUCGCAUUCCAUAAUGUGUGCAGCGUGUAUCCCUUGCUGAUGUCCACUGCUGCCACGCUCUACGGGCUCGUGGCAAGCAAGCCUGCCGUGACAGUGAUCGGGCUGGAAGCCGUUUGCAUGGUCCUGAUUCUGUACCAGAUAGGCAGACCAGUGAUUCGCCCAAGAUGGUCAUGGUUCAAGUCCAAUAGCCGCCUGCGGUAUUUGGAAGAAUGGGGUGAAGUUUAUUGUGGAUUGAAGUACAUGUCUCAGCUGAAAGCACGAGCCCCUUUGUGCAUCAUAGUGUUCUUGAUGGGGGUGCUCGCUGGUUCUUUGCACUGGUGGUGGUCCGUGUCGUGCUGCUCCUUGAUCCUCUUCGUAUGCUUUGUGGCCCAGCUUACCCUGCUCAUCCAGAAGCCGUGGUCCUGGCUCUGUGGAAUCCUCGAAAGCUUCAUGCUAGCGUUGUUCUGUCUUCUGGUGCUUUGGUACAACCCGCUGCUGAAUCCGUGGCAAGACGGGGCUCUAUUGGGCAUUCUUCUGAUUCCACGCGAGUUUGGUUUGCAGAAGCGGCUGGCCUCAGGAGAGCGUGCGCGGUAUUUGGCGCUGUUUGCGCUGGGUAGCUUUCAUUUGUCGUUGGUCUGCGUCAUCUGCAACUGUAUGGCGUCGGAACGCAAGUUUGCUACGGAAUCUAUGUUCUGCUUGGAGGGAGCUCCAAAUUGUGUCUACUAUCCAAUCGAUUAUCGGGGUGCUCUUGGGGGACGCUGGCCUAUAUGUCAAAUGGAUUUCCCAAUUCAUGGGUCAUCCAUGCUCAACCUAGCAGAUUUCGGCUUAAUGUCGGCUUUCACAUACGAGCCCGCUCAAGACGUGCAGGGCCUCUUAACGCAAUACUUUCCCGGCUGGCGCGUGGCCUAUGCGCACCUUCCGCUGGAUGUGCGAGGAGCGCAUCACGACGUCACCACAUUCUUUGAAUUCGCAUCCGCAGACAACAGUACAGCAGUCUUUGCAGUUCGUGGCACCACCGACUUCUUUGAUGCCUUGCAAGACAUGGAUCUGUGGUUGCCUGUUUUCAUGAUGUACAUUUUCGAAAACCUUGGCCCCAACGUUGUGAAACUUUGGGGCCCCGCCAUUGCUUGGAUGUGUCGUCAAGUCUACAUGCUGCAGGACGCCCGGUUCACGCUCACCUUUAUACACUUAUUGGAGAUGGUGCAAGCUCGAAUGAAGGCGCACCCGGACCGGAAUUUCUACAUCACGGGGCAUUCCCUUGGCGGUGGCAUCGCAAAGCUCGUAGCCGCCGAAAUCCAAAGGGAGGAGCUGCAACAUGCAGGUCGCCACGUGGAGCUGACGGCCGUGGCCUUUGCGGCACCAGGCAUUGGAGUCGCUGAAGCCCUGCUGUUUGGCGAGGACAAGAGGUCAACCAACCGCUACACCUCGGUCACCGUCAGGCCGCGCCACGAUAUCGUAUCGCGAAUUGACCAUAACACGGGUGCCACCAUUCCAGUCGGAUGCCAUGGAAGUCCACGCCGCUGCCAUAGUAUCUAUGCCACGCUGUGCGCCUUUUACAAGAAGUGCGGAUCCCUACGGCCUGACAUGGAUUUGAAAAUCCCAUGUGGAUGGUGCGAGAACAUGCCUUGCUGA